Molecule: messenger RNA, 1805 nt
Organism: Helicoverpa zea (corn earworm)
Lineage: Eukaryota; Metazoa; Arthropoda; Insecta; Lepidoptera; Noctuidae
Exons: 9
Coding region: 241-1677 (478 amino acids)
Biological process (GO): sodium ion transmembrane transport
Cellular component (GO): membrane
Molecular function (GO): ligand-gated sodium channel activity
Source: RefSeq, a predicted model, not a curated record
GUGAAGAUAAAUGCUACGAUUACCGCAGUCCAACUGGUGGCAGUCAUUCAAGCACAAAUGGUCGGGUCAACACUUGUAUAGAUUUUUAGAUCAAUGUUUUUUUUAUUGUAAUCGGAUUUUAUGUUUAAAGUGUGUACUGUUCAAAAUAUCAUCAAGCUAUAGAUUUCCAUCGAUUUCGCACCGACUUUACUGUUGGAGAUAGGUACCUACCUGUUUCAAAAGCGGGAGGUUCAAACCUUAAUGAACAUUCAUAUCAGUGGUCGAUUUCUGAAGGAGCAGAUCUUUGGUUUUCUAAAACAAUUACUGAAAAUCAUGUCAAAGUCUAAAAUUAGUGAGACGAUCCAGAAAUAUUUUAAGACGACCACAUUGCACGGCUUCAAAUACUUGUGUUCGGCACAUAGUGGCGAUCGCAUGUGCUGGGCGGCGUGCUGCUGCGCGAGCGCGUGCUGCGCGGGCGUGCUGUGCGCCGUGCUGUGGGCGCGCUUCCUCAGCGUGCCCGCGCUGCUGGCGCUGCGCGAGCCGCGCGCCGGCAGCAGCACGCACGUGCCCACGCUGGCCUGGUGCCCGCACCCUGCGUCUGUCGCGCAGGCCUUCCUUGAUAAGCUGUCUUUAAAUACAACACUAACAAAACACAUCCCCAUCACGCUGUCGCGCCUCUUAACCAGCAAGAAGACCCCAAAAGACCAACUGCUACUACUUGACGAGCUCCUGGCUUCGAACAACCUGACGUUACCCCAAGUGAUGAUGGACUUUACACCCAGUUGUGACGAGCACACGAAGCGGUGUAGAUAUCAGAGGAAGAUGCUGCCUUGCGACAGUUUAUUUCAGAAAGAGCUCACGUAUUGGGGACUUUGUUGUGUUAUGCAGCCGAAGAAAUUAUCAAAUGUGUCCAUCGGACUACUGGGUCGGUCUCACACGACACAGAUGAUAGACGUGGUAUUGCAAUCUACGGACGAGUUUGACAUAUAUGGUUGCCAGCUGAUAACAUUCUACGACGGCGAGGAGUUCCUAGAGCCUCAGACCCUGAGCACGGGCGCGGUGUAUCUCGGACAGCUGCGCUUCUCAGCCGUGCCCGAGAGCCCGGGCUCCAGCCCCGCCGGCCUGCUCGGGGACGAGUGUGUGCGCGAGCUGGACUACACCAAAACUGUCUGCAUGCGGAGAUGUGUGGAGCGCGCAUGUGGGUGUCGCGAUCCUCUGCAGUCGAACUACUACAGCUACAACAGUAACUUGCCCAUGUGUUCCGCCUCUCGUCUCAGCUGCUUGAGAGCUAAUGAAAACAAGCAAUAUCAUCUUUUUUUGGUUUCAGUAAACAUAACCUGCCAAUGUUUGCCUUCUUGUAAAAAGGUAACAUCGUACACGGUGCUAGAAUCUAGCCCAAUAACGAUUUUCAAGGACGCAAUUGAUCCUUUAUACUCUGGACUAAACAAUACGCCAACUAUUGUACUGAACCUCAGAGUCAACGUGGCACAUUCUCGAGAGUUCAUAUUGUACCCUACGGAAACCUGGCUUACUUUGUUGUCAUCCUUAGGUGGUGUUUUUAACAUGUUCUUGGGAGUAGGAUUAUUCAGCGCGUUAGAAUUCCUGUACUUCCUAAUAGCCCAGUUGCCGGUAGCGAUAAAGAGAUCAUCAGAAAUAGACCCUACAGCUAAGCGUGCUACACCAGCGGUGUUCCGUUAGAUUGGAUGUGGCACAUAUGUAGCACCACUCUGGUAUAUAGUUAUUAUUGUAUGCAAUGUGUUAUUUACAACAAAUGAUAAUCUCACAUUAUAACUGGUAUCUACUUCGGAAAAUUAUUUAUAAGUGUA